AUGCGCCGCGAAGACAUUAUCUCCGAUACCGACUUCGAGAAGUUCGGUCCAUCGCUCAUCCUCAAGCAUAUUCUUGCUAUGGGCAGCUUGUCCGUGGAGAAUCGCAAAGAGCGUACUUCCGCAAAGGACCUUGAGGACGAACGGAUUGUUAUUCGCCUCGCCGCGCGACAAGCACAUAACGGGAAGGAUCCGCAUUGGUCUGUCUCAUGGAACUCGCCUCUUCUCCAGUCUCUUGGAAGCGCAAUGGACUGUGAUUUGGAACAUCCAUAG
This is a messenger RNA of Alternaria atra, 270 nucleotides long. RefSeq lists its product as uncharacterized. Bases 1 to 270 code for a protein of 89 amino acids. Lineage: Eukaryota; Fungi; Ascomycota; Dothideomycetes; Pleosporales; Pleosporaceae. The record is from RefSeq and is a predicted model, not a curated record. The transcript has a single exon.